Messenger RNA from Linum trigynum, 3419 nucleotides. The record is from the annotation of a GenBank genome assembly. NCBI's taxonomy places the organism in Eukaryota, Viridiplantae, Streptophyta, Magnoliopsida, Malpighiales, Linaceae.
CACUAAACAGAACAAUCCCUAAAGUGGGAGAUUGAAGAAAAGAGAUCGAAGAAACCAUAGAAGUGCUUCUGCUAUCUUUUCCAUUGUCGAUCUCCACCUUGCUGGCCGCUAGGUCCUGCAAGAGGCUAUCUUUUCUGAAAUGGCCGCCGGCUUCUUCAUCGAUGAUUUGACGGACGAAGGGGUAUACUACGAGUGUGGAUUGGAAGCUGUAGUGAGAACUUCCAGAACUUCCGACAACCCUAAUCGCAAAUUCUGGUCUUGCUCUCUUUACCACUCAAAGAGUAAGGUUGGGUGUGACUUCUUUGCUUGGUGUGAUUUGCGAGCUAUGCAAAACAGGGAACAAAGGCUCCUGGAUUUUAUUGUCAAUUUGCAAAGCAGAGUCUGUGAACUAGAAGAAGAGAAUAAGCGGCUUGCUCAGUUGGUUGCUGUCACUCCACCAGCUCCAGCUCUUGCUUGUGAGCAGUGUAAUGAUUUCGCCACAAAGGAUCUUCAAGUGGUGAAACAAAGAUUGCUUGCAGUGGAGAGACAACUCAGUAGAGUGGUGAUUAGCUAAAUCAGUACUUGUUUAUGGCAAUCUUGUGUAGUUGUGGUAGUUCGGUUAGCGACAAUUGUGUGACUUGUGAUCUUUGAUAUGGUCACCUAAGCUGGAGAAGCUGGUUUUUGUAUAGGUGAUCCUGUAACUUGUAUUUUGACUGUUCCAGUAGUUGUUAUGUUGUACUUCCAAAACCUGUAUUGUCCAGGAUUGUCUGUAUGACCAUUUAUGGCAGAAACAAUGUUGGUAAGAAUUGUCUGUAUGACCAUUUAUGGCAGAAACAAUGUUUGUAAGACCAUUUAUAUAUGACAGAAACUAAGUAGUUAGAGGGAAAAGUAUAAGCUUCAAUAUAACAUUACAUUCAUCAUAGAUCAGAGGUUCCCAAUGUGCACUUUACAAUCAAGUUCUCACAAGAUGUCUUGCAAUUACUAUAUGGUACUUACAUGAGACAGCUUCAUCCUACAGCUUGGUACAGCUUGGUACAUCAUGCGAACUUUACAAAAAAACAGCCUGAUUAUGGAUUUACCUCCAUCGAAGUUUACGAUCCUAGUAAGCUAACCAUAUAACUUCACAAAAUACAGGUUGUCCUACAUUUGCAAAGACUGUCAUUGAGUGUACUUCACAAUGACAGAUAGACAAAAAGAAAGGCCUCUUUGCAAACUGGACAACUACCUAAUAGCUUACAACCUAGUGGACUUACUAUACAACUACAUACAUAUUGGAAACACACCCUCAUUCAUCCUUGAGUAGAUUAAGAACAAGGGUCAACCUGUCCUCUUCCUUCUCCAGCUCAUAGAAGCACUUCAGGUCAUCUGAAUUGUUAGAAAAUCCCGAGCUAUUUGCGUACCCAGCAUCACAUAAAUAAUAACAACCUUCAAUACAUGAACAAUUUUAAAUGUUAUUAACAGGUUCAUUUAGGACUGUAAUUUUGUAUCUAACUGUUAAACUUAACUAUAGUAUUACCUGCGGCCACAGUAAGACCAUUUUCCCUAGUAAGGGCAUCACACAAAACUCUUCCGUCAUGGGCAGACCCCUCCCAUCCAGAUAAACAAUAGAUAAAUUCCAAGUUGGGUGUGCAAACACCCAACACAUUAAUGGAAAGAUCACCCUUCCUAUCGCGAUACCUAGUUCGAUCCUCUUUUAAUGGUCGGACAUCAAUAUGAGUUCCAUCUAGAGCUCCAAGACAUUUCUAACGCAACAUUGAAACAAGACUUUCAGGGGUUGAUUGACAGAAACAAAAUAAAAGAUGGAAUUUAUUGGAGAAAGAAAUCAGGGGCUGACCUUGAAAUGUUUCCACCUACUAUUGGUACAAUUGUCGGGAAUGGGAAGCGGCUUCUUCAUAAGUAAGUUGUUGAGCCUAAUAACAGCCCGCAGUACGCGGUGAAUUGUUCGAGAUAUUGUCUCUCCCGAACGACGUAAAUUCAGGCGUAAGGUUCUAUUUUUCUCGUUCUGUGAAAUAGUUCGAAGAAAGAUAUAAACCAUCUCGUCUAUAUCUACAUUCCUAGUUCUUUUCAGCCCACCUUCACUAACAAAAAGUUCACAAAACUUUCUGAAUAAGCUACGAUUCAUCCUGACUUGGUCGAAAGUAUCAAUAUCAGUCAUUUUAGUUGCAUUCCUAAGGUGCCUUUGUCUAUCAUAGUGUCUCUGCAAGUAGGUGUCCACUGGUUGCCUACUAAGGCGUGGAUUCAGGUAAUGUUUUUGUACUAAGUCAGCUAGUUUGAUACCUAAACUAACAUAAAUCAUGAGAAGGUUGGAGAACGAGCAAAUUGCUGCAACCACCUGGCGUCUACGGGUUGGAGCUAAACUUGAUAGUCGAGACAUCCUUUAUAAAAUAGUUAAAAAAAUACAUUAUCAGUGGAUAAAACAAGUACAACACACCAAUUCCAGAAACCCAUGUCGGUUAUAGAAGCAAAAAGAAGGAAACAGUUCUGUUCAGCCUGAAGUGUAAGCAGGCUAGACAGUGACCAUAACGAGCAUUAGAAGCAAAGCAAGAAGUAUAAAUAGUCGAGACAUCCUUUCAAACGGUUAAAAUGCAUAAUUAGUGGAUAAAUUAGGGAGAUUCAUUAUCAUAAACUAAAAAUUAAUUACACAAGAAAAAAUAAUCAAAGAGACAGCUUGUUUCAACUUGUCUCUUAAAAAACAUGACCAUUAUUAGCAGAAAAACAAGAAUCAACACGUUAAACCCAAACAGAGAUGGGAAAACAAUACACACAAAGAGGGUUAAUACUUAACAAAACAAAUUAACCAUGGAGAUCCUGAACUCUCCAUUAAAUCUCAGCCAUUAAUUUAUUAUAUAUGUAUCUCAAAGGUUCAUUUUGCUUUAAGUACUAUCAAAAACACUAACUUGACACUUUGCUAAUGGAAAGGGAAAAGAGAAAGGGAGUAAUAUUCUGGUCCAACAGACAGAAAACAAACUAUGAUUUAUUGGUGGAUUAAUUAGAAACACCCAAUUAGGUUGGACUUUGUCAUUUAAUGGGAAGGAACAAGGGUAGAGUUCGCAAAUUACAGAUUGUGAGAAAGAGAGAAGGAACCAAAAGAUUCACACUGACCGCAUCUAAAUCCCCAGGUAGCUAGACAAAUAGAGUAUUCAAAGUAGUUCAUCAAAAAUUUUAGGGUUAAUACGAGGGUUUUUUAUUUGUAACAAGAAUAAAUUGGAGAAGGGUCUUCCAUAAUCACUGUACCUGGAUCAAUCGUUGACAAGGAGAAUCGCUGCACCUCGUCCUUGAAACGAUCCUGAAGCUGCUGAAAGUUCACCGAUUGAUGAUUGUCGCUGUAGACCUUCAGUCGCUGGCUUCUUCUUCCUUCAAAGGAGCAAGAUACGAUAGAUAGGUUAAAAAUGACAACAAAGAGAGAGGAAAGCAGUUGAAGAUAAAGAAGGGCACUUAUG